This is a messenger RNA of Solea solea (common sole), 2258 nucleotides long. It is a transcript of the gene mettl13, whose product is annotated as methyltransferase 13, eEF1A lysine and N-terminal methyltransferase. The transcript is spliced from 9 exons. The record is from RefSeq and is a predicted model, not a curated record. NCBI's taxonomy places the organism in Eukaryota, Metazoa, Chordata, Actinopteri, Pleuronectiformes, Soleidae. The coding region runs from base 109 to 2196 and encodes 695 amino acids.
UGAAACUUCAGAGCGACGUGCCAUGUGGAGAAAAAAAAAUCGUAAACAGGUUGUGACACUGUAAAACCAAACGUCUUUGUGACAAUUGUAGAAUAGCUUCAGUUGACCAUGAGUCUUUUACCUCGCACUGCUGAGGAGUUCAGCUCUGCGGAGUACUGGGAGAGUUUUUUUAAGAAGCGCGGAGAAAAGGCCUUUGAGUGGUACGGAGACUACAACAAACUCUGCGGCGUCCUGCACAAAUACAUCAAAGUGCAAGAUAAGGUGUUGGUGGUCGGUUGUGGUAACUCUGAACUCAGUGAACAGCUGUAUGAUGUUGGCUACAAACAUCUGACCAAUAUUGACAUCAGUGAGACAGUGGUGACUCACAUGAACCAGAGAAAUGCUAAGUGCCGGCCGGGACUGACCUUCCAGCAGGUGGAUGCUACACAAACCCCAUAUGAGGAUGCCUCAUAUCAGGCUGCUCUGGACAAAGGAACACUGGAUGCCAUGGCCUCUGAAGAGGAAGGAGCUCUGGCUAAGAACAUGCUCACUGAGGUGGGUCGUGUGCUGAGUGUUGGGGGCAGGUAUGUCUGUGUGACUUUGGCUCAAGAAAGUGUGAUUAAGUUAGCUGUGGAGCACUUUGUGCAGCUGGGGUGGGCUGUGAGGCUUCACUGCCUGCAGGAGGAAAGUGGAAAAGAGGAAGAUUCAUUUGCUCUGCCCGUCUUUGUUCUGGUCUGCACCAAGUUUCGUCAGCCGAUGCCCAAACCUAUUCUUGAGAUGUGUCUCGGGGAGGAUGGAUCCCCAACACGUCUCGUGCAGGUUUCAGAGUUGUUGUCAGCUGUGCGGGAGCAUCAGGCUUAUUCUGUAUUGAGAAAGAGGCUCCGCACAGGCACAGAUGCCAGCUCUAAUCUGUCACUUACACUCUGCCACACCAAGACUGGCCUUCCCAGAUACACUCUUACUGUGCAAGAUUCUUCCCCAAGAACCAAGGUGCCAAGAUCAAACCACUUUGCUAUAUUUAUUGUGCCUCAAGGCAGUGAAACGGCUUGGAUCUACAGUUCUGGUGAAGGGCGAAAACAGCUGGCAGCCAGUGCGAACUAUCGACGGCUGGUUAUUGUGGCGAUGCACAGGAAUCAGGAGUACACAGACAUGCAGGCUGUCCAGUCGGAACUCUCACCAAUGGUGAUGGACCUGGCUCCUCCUGGUAUGCCAGCCAACCAUCAGGUGCCAUUUCUGUCAGUGGGAGGUGAUCUGGGCUGGAGGGAGGAGGUGAGCCGAGGUGUGAGCCGGAUGAGUGGACAGUACUGUGUGGAGAACGUCAAAGGAGAAGAUGGAGAACUGUAUCGUAGACUUGUCUUUCUGUCAAAUGCUGCCCUUGUCCAGUCAGAGAGCCGUCUUGUGUCCUCAAAUACCACCACAAGCCAAAAGAAGAAGAACAAAAGGAAAUCCAAGUCAGCAGCUGCCCCAGCGAUAUCCUCAACCUCUCUGUCAGUAGACAGUGGCUUCCUCUGCUGUGCUCAUCAUGAAAUUAUGGUGGCUGGCCUUGCCUUACUUGGGAUGGGCAUGCCAGAGAGCAAAGACAUUCCAGUGUCGGUGCUCCUGGUGGGACUUGGUGGAGGAGGUUUGCCUCAGUUUCUGCGGGACUUUGUCCCUAAUGUUUCUGUUGAGGUUGUGGAACUCGAUCCUGUUGUGCUGGAAGUGGCAAAGGAAUGGUUUGGAUUCAGACCGGAUGAUCGUUUGACUGUCACUCUUGGGGAUGGCCUUGACCGCAUCUGUGCCCUGGAGAAGGAAGGAGCUGGUUUGUUUGAUGUCAUCAUGUUUGACGUAGACAAUAAAGACAGCACUGUGGGGAUGAGCUGUCCUCCUGCUGCCUUUGUGGAGGCCUCAAUCUUACAGAAAGUCAGCAGCUUGUUAACCCCCCGAGGCAUGUUCAUUCUGAAUCUGGUGUGCCGUGACUCGGUCUUGAGGAAAAGUGUGCUGCAGCGUGUAAGUGACGUGUUUCCCACUAUACUCUCUCGGAAGAUUGAAGGGGAGGUCAACGAAGUCCUGCUGUGCAUCGGUGCCGAAAAAGAAACGUCAAACUCCGCUCACAUCCUUCAGUCCCUGAACCAAGCAGCCAAGAAUCUGCAGAGCACACUCUGCUCAAACAGGACUGGGACCAGCCGCUGUCCACAUAUAGACAUUGUGGAUUUGUUAAAGGACUUGAAAGUGGAGUAGAAAUUUCAGUGGGGUGUAAUCGUGUGACUAUGACUGAAGUAAAAUAAAUUUUAUCAACAUUU